AUGCCCAUCAAUCCUGAGUACAUUCCCUUGCCGAAGAGCAAGGAAAUGUUCGCGAUUGCGUCGUGGCGGGACUCUCCAGGGCUGAACACGACGCCGGCCACGCACUCUGGCGUGUCUGCCAGUCCACAUCUCGCCUCAGCGGAUGCCCUGCGGAACGGCAAGGGAUUAGCUGGGUUGUACGCGACAACAACAACAACCACGAUGACGAACACGUCAGCUGCAGCUGGUGGUGCGCUUUUCUCCCCCGCUGUGCAGUCGGAGGAAAACAGCAAGGACGCUGCCAAGACCAAGACGCCCCUGGUGGCGUCAGUGUCAGGGGCAACCACAGGCAAGAAGAAGAAGCGGAAGUCCGGGUCGGGGGCAACGGCGAGUGCAGCGGGGUCCGGGGGUCGCCCAGAUGACGUGGAGGACUUCUUUGUGCACAUCCUCCUCCCCGCCUGCGUCUCGGCGGAGACGCUAGAGUUUGAGCUGCAAGCUCAGGCAACGCCGCUUAAGAGUAUCGAGGUGGGUCUGCCCAAAGUCUUGUUCCCACGCAAGCCCGCUGGUGAGAUCGGCGGUGACGCGAGCCCCCCGACGACCACGGCGUUGGCCCUGGAAGCUGUAUCCGGCAAAAUCGCCUCUUCUCCUUGCCGCGACUCGUCGGGGAAUCCUGCAAACAGCGAGCAGCUUGGGCUCCCGCCCAUGUACCUGCCUCCGGCGAACCUCCCACACCCAGCACCGAGUGAAAGCGCAUGUGGCUCCAUGCCAUCGGUAGCGGGGACGCAAAUCAACGGUAACGGUGCCGCCUCAGAGGCAGCGGCGUCUCCCGGACACCACGGCGGCGAGUUUCAGGUGUCCCUACUGUUUGCUGAGAGGGCAGAGGCAGAGAAAACUGUCACGUUUGUGCAGCGUCGGUGGCCUGCUGCCGCCGUGUCGCUUGCGUCCCGCAGCCGCAGUGUACUAAACGCCACCCUGGUGCUGAAAGGCAUGCCAAACCAGGCCAAGACGGAGAUGGUGCUCACAGAGAUGCAGAGGCUUCCACACAUGCCUUCGUAUGUCCGGCUGCUCCGCAGCGAUCGCGGCGUCUUCAAGGGUGUUGUCUUCGCCAAGUACGCGAACUGCGAGGUGGCGGAAGAAUGCAAGCUUCGGCUGGAGAAGUUUAUGCUCGGGUCCCGUCCUUUGAAAGUGGAGUUCAAGAAGAAGAGCACGGCAGCGGCGAGCGCGAGCGCCGCCAUGAUCGAAAGCAAGCGCUCUCUACAGGAGCUGGUGCGUGAGCUGCGUGUGAGCACCGAGCACGAGGGCUUCCAUCUCUCUCGCACCGACGUGGAGAAGGAGGCCCUAAAGGUUCUGAAGCAGCUCUGCCAGUCGUAUGGGCUUAUGUUUGACAUGAACGAUCAGCAGGUGACGGUGCGGCGGGUGCUGGGGGCGAAUGGCGCCGGCAGCGAGAAGCCAUCGCCAUCUCUGCGUCCGCAGCCAAUCACCCCCGCCUGGGCCCCGGCGACCCCGGCCCCGCUGCGUCCGAUGGACUUCAAAGGCAUCAGCCACUGGAAGGACAUCCGCAGCCAGGCCUCUACCCUGGGCAUCAUCAGGCCAUUGGGGCCGGAAGACGGCAAGCCCGCGUUUUCGAUGGGUCGCGGUCGACCUCUGUGA
Molecule: messenger RNA, 1629 nt
Organism: Leishmania braziliensis MHOM/BR/75/M2904
Lineage: Eukaryota; Euglenozoa; Kinetoplastea; Trypanosomatida; Trypanosomatidae
Exons: 1
Coding region: 1-1629 (542 amino acids)
Molecular function (GO): nucleic acid binding
Source: RefSeq, a predicted model, not a curated record